Messenger RNA from Gaeumannomyces tritici R3-111a-1, 2706 nucleotides. RefSeq lists its product as hypothetical. The record is from RefSeq and is a predicted model, not a curated record. Bases 884 to 1567 code for a protein of 227 amino acids. The transcript has 3 exons. Lineage: Eukaryota; Fungi; Ascomycota; Sordariomycetes; Magnaporthales; Magnaporthaceae.
GUCUUUUUUUCUUCGUGUUGGCCGUCAGCAGGCCACCCUUUUGACCCCUUCACCACCCCCUUUCCCCCAGGGCACGACUGAAAACAGACGCAUAGCGGGAGAGUCCAUCGCUGCCACCAAGGGAAUACACACUCGUUUCUGUUCCAAUUCCCAGCUCCCUACUGUCUGGUGUCCUUGUCGCUCGUUUGCCUGUCUACCACCAGCCACGAAACGUCCGCAGAGCCAAGCGAACUAGCGUCAAGUAGCGGCAGAGCUCUCUCUGGUCCUGCACACUCGUACCCGACACGCCUUUUCCUGCCGGAUCGACGGGGGAUCCUGCAAGUGGCUCGACUAAAACGCCGCCCUCAGCCAAAACACAGGACAGCCAGCCGCCUGCGCACCACCGACCAGAGCUCCAGCGACGGUUGUUUUGGCUCUGCGUAUAUUCCACGUUGGCCUUGUCGGGGCAUUGUUUUGUUUUCUUUUCUGUGCCGUCUGUUCCUGCUCCUACUCCAUCGCCCACGAGCGCCACGUCCAGCCGUCCGUCGUUCGAUCCAACACAGCCGACCGACUACAGUCCCACGUUUUUAUAGCCUCGGCGCCAUUGUGACGAAGCCAGACAAGGACCCGAAUCACUACGCACAGUUGGAAAGAGCUGGGGAAAACGACUAGAGCUUGGGAAUACAUCAACCGGACACUAUCAACAAUCACCUCCGCCCACAGCGACGACGCGAUUGAAUCCGCUUCUCCGGCCAAUUGCCCCCUCCCGCUAGAGGCUACCGUACGCUCGCUGUCGGCUCACGCCGCUCCUAAUAUCCCGGCGACGCGAACGCCGCGCUGCCAUUUCAGUCCCUGAGCGUCUCUCAAAUCGCCCCCUGGGGCCACCUCACACACUUCCGUCACAAUGGAGACGACAUUGAUCCCGUUCGCAACGCUGCCUGCCUGCGCGCAGCAGUGCGGCCCCCUAUUUGACGCAAACGGCGCCUGCGUGCCCCCAGCCGCGCCGACGGCGGCCCCCGCGGGCUACGCCGCAUGCUUUUGUAGCAACGCCAAGGUCUCGCCCUUCAGCGCCGCUGCCCAGGGCGUGUGCGGGCCGGGCGUCUGCGCCGACAACCCCGCAAACCUCGAGAGCAUCCGCAACUGGUUCACAAACUUCUGCAAGGACCCCAAGACGCUCGGCACCGGCACCGGCACCUCAAACUCCAAUCCCACAGGCACAGGAAGGCUCACGACGCCUCAAGGAGGUGGUGGUGAUUGGAUGUCAAACCACUGGCAGUGGGUCGUGUUCCUGGUCAUUAUGGUGGUGGGUAUCGCAGGCAUCUGGAUCGGCGCCUGCAUCUGGCGGCGCCGCUACCUACGCAAGAAGGACCGCCAGUACGCGCUCGGCAAGCGCCUAGGCGAGGCCGGCGUCGGUGGCAACGGCGGCGGCGCCACCACGCCCGGACCUAACGGGUCCACCCGCUCCGUCCACCUACCAGCCGCCGGCAUGUUCAUGCCCGCACCCAUCAGCGAGGCCGGCGUCUACGGGCCCGAGAGGGGGAACGAGAAGAAGGCAAAAACUAAGUGGAACCCGACAGAAAGGACAUGAAGGAGGGCUCUCCCUCGAAGCCGGAUUCAACUCUCAGCCUUGUCCGACUCGACUGCGACAGCAGAAAAUAUCUCUUUUAACGAUUAUCAUUUUCUUGGAGUUUGCUUCUGGGAAAGGGAUACUUCCUUUUCUGCUUUUUCUAUAUAUGCCUCAACGGCGUGGAUCGAUGGACGUUCCAUCUUGCACUCCACAUCUUCUGUCACCUCUCACACCGUCUCUGUUUUAUCCUGUGCUUGGCGCUUGUAGGUGGGACAUGAUUCUUCGGCUUUAAUAGCUUGUGUUGUUUUUUGUUUUAUUUAGAAUGGUUUGGGAGGGCAACGUAAUUGUUUUGUUACUCAGUAUCGAUAUUCACAGACCCAGAGCAGACUGGGAGUGCGAAUGCCACCCGACCUAAUGUUCUUAGUGGCCGUUAUGCUCGAGACAUCUUCGUCUGGCGGCGGGAAAAAACUCGAUUCACCCACAGACGAUUCACCCACAGACUAUCAUGGUGAUUCCCUCUUCCUCUAUGGCAAUGGCGGUUAGACGGAGAGGAUACGACGUCGGGGCCCAUUGAUAGAGAGCUACAUACCGGCAGCUCUUGGACACCAAAUCUACCUCUUUAAUGACCUGGACCAUCUGGAAAGGAAACGCUCGGGGCAAAAGUAGGGCAAACAUGAAGUCGGCGAACUCGCCCGCCGCCUUUUGGGCGAGUCAUUGACUGCCAUUGAUACGCCCCGUGCAAUAAACCUGUUGCAAACCGGAUCGACGGGCUGCCCCACAUCGGUGCUGGCCGGGCAGAGCUUGCGGCGUCGCGUUCGACGCACCAAGACUGCUCCCUGUCCGCCGGCCCGAACAUUGGAUGGUGGGCGGGUGGUUUGAAAACGUCGAGGUAACGCUGUCUCAGUGCCAACACCUUGGGGCCCUUCGGUGACAAGUAACAGCGACGAAUUCGAGGCAGCAAACUUUCAAUGGAUCUGAAUUACUUGAUUCUAGGUAGGGUAUGCCAAAGUCGUUAUAGCUAUAUAGUCGUGUGCGCAAAGGGAUAUCGACAGUGCCUCUUCGAUCCCGUCCGUUUCUGUUUCUUGGUUUUGCCGUUUGUGUAUGUAGGUUGUCCCUCCCUGAUGCCUGGAAUCUCCAAAAACCUUCCAUCUAACUUUUCC